GCAGGGGACAGGGGCAGGGAUCAACAGCCUCUCGUGGAAUAUUUUAGUGUGUUAAACCUUUUGUCCCUGCCAGACCAUACUGUUUUAAAGUAAUUAUUUACCAGUGCAUGUGUUCCUAUAGCUAUUAAUAACUGUAGUGGAAUAACAGCAACUACACGGUGCUGCAGGAGGACGUCCAAAAUGUAUCCGAGUGGAGCAGCUGGGGAUUCCUCUCCUCCCCCCCCUCCACCUCCAGAGUAUGUAUUCAAACCCCCUCCGCGGCCGGAUUUCGGCACCAUGGGCCGACCGAUCAAGCUGCAGGCCAACUUCUUCGAGAUGGAGAUUCCCAAACUGGAGGUGUACCAUUACGACAUCGACAUCAAGCCUGAGAAAUGCCCUAGAAGAGUCAAUCGUGAAAUUGUGGCGCACAUGGUGCAGCACUUUAAAACACAGAUCUUCGGAGAUCGGAAGCCUGUCUAUGAUGGGAGAAAGAACCUCUACACAGCUAUGCCAUUGCCCAUAGGGAGGGACAAAGUGGAGCUCGAGGUGACCAUCCCUGGGGAGGGGAAGGACAGGAGCUUCAAGGUGGCCAUUAAGUGGGUGUCGUGUGUCAGCUUGCAAGCCCUCCACGAAGCGCUGUCUGGACGCCUGCCAAGUAUCCCUUUCGAGACUAUCCAGGCCUUGGAUGUGGUCAUGAGGCAUUUGCCCUCAAUGAAUUAUACCCCCGUCGGACGCUCCUUCUUCACCUCCUCAGAGGGCUGCUCCAACCCCCUGGGUGGUGGGAGAGAGGUCUGGUUUGGCUUCCACCAGUCCGUCAGACCCUCCUUGUGGAAAAUGAUGCUGAAUAUUGAUGUGUCGGCCACUGCUUUCUACAAAGCCCAGCCUGUGAUUGAGUUCAUGUGUGAAGUUUUGGAUUUCAAAAGCAUUGAAGAACAACAGAAGCCCUUAACCGACUCCCAGAGAGUAAAGUUUACUAAGGAAAUCAAAGGCCUGAAGGUUGAGAUCACUCACUGUGGACAGAUGAAGAGGAAGUACAGGGUGUGCAAUGUGACAAGAAGACCCGCCAGCCAUCAGACAUUCCCUCUGCAGCAGGAGAAUGGCCAGACCAUUGAAUGCACUGUAGCUCAGUACUUCAAAGACAAGUACAAACUGGUGCUGAGGUAUCCUCACCUGCCAUGCCUACAGGUGGGGCAGGAGCAGAAGCACACAUACCUUCCUCUUGAGGUGUGCAACAUAGUUGCUGGGCAGAGGUGCAUAAAGAAGCUGACAGACAAUCAGACCUCCACUAUGAUCCGUGCCACUGCCCGGUCCGCACCUGACCGCCAAGACGAGAUCAGCAAGCUGAUGAGAAGUGCCAACUUUAACACUGAUCCUUACGUUCGUGAGUUUGGGGUCAUGGUGAGGGAUGAAAUGACAGAGGUCAACGGCCGUGUCCUCCAAGCACCAUCGAUCCUCUACGGGGGCCGGGUAUGUAAUAAAGCAAUAGCCACCCCGAUCCAAGGGGUGUGGGACAUGAGGAAUAAGCAGUUCCACACAGGGAUCGAGAUCAAGGUUUGGGCCAUCGCUUGCUUCGCUCCACAGAGGCAGUGCACAGAGCUGCUCCUCAAGGCGUUUACAGACCAGCUGCGGAAGAUCUCUCGAGACGCUGGCAUGCCCAUCCAGGGCCAGCCCUGCUUCUGCAAGUACGCCCAGGGAGCCGACAGCGUGGAGCCCAUGUUCAAGCAUCUCAAAUAUACCUAUCAGGGCCUGCAGCUCGUGGUGGUCAUUCUGCCUGGCAAGACCCCAGUCUAUGCUGAGGUGAAGCGUGUGGGUGAUACGGUGUUAGGCAUGGCCACUCAGUGUGUGCAGGUAAAAAAUGUUCUGAAGACCACACCCCAGACCCUAUCCAACCUCUGCCUGAAGAUCAACGUCAAACUAGGAGGAGUCAACAACAUACUGCUUCCGCAGGGCAGGCCACUGGUGUUCCAGCAGCCUGUUAUCUUCCUGGGGGCAGAUGUCACUCACCCCCCUGCUGGAGAUGGGAAGAAACCCUCUAUCGCUGCGGUGGUGGGCAGCAUGGACGCCCACCCAAGUCGUUACUGUGCCACGGUUCGUGUCCAGCAGCACCGGCAGGACAUCAUUCAGGACCUUGCCACCAUGGUGCGAGAGCUGCUCAUCCAGUUCUACAAGUCCACCCGCUUUAAGCCCACCCGCAUCAUCUACUACCGCGAUGGCAUUUCCGAGGGCCAGUUCAACCAGGUGAGCCCACAGGUCCUCCAACAUGAGUUGCUAGCUAUCCGCGAGGCAUGCAUCAAGCUGGAGAAGGACUACCAGCCAGGCAUCACCUUUGUGGUGGUGCAGAAGAGACAUCACACCAGGCUCUUCUGCAUGGACAGGAAUGAGAGGGUGGGAAAGAGUGGCAACAUACCUGCAGGCACCACAGUGGACACCAAAAUCACUCACCCAUCAGAGUUUGACUUCUACCUCUGUAGCCAUGCAGGCAUCCAGGGUACCAGUAGGCCCUCGCACUACCACGUGCUGUGGGACGACAACCACUUUACGUCGGACGAGCUGCAGGUGCUCACCUACCAGCUGUGCCACACCUACGUACGCUGCACCCGCUCCGUCUCCAUCCCCGCGCCAGCCUACUACGCUCACUUGGUGGCGUUCCGCGCCCGCUACCAUCUAGUGGACAAGGAGCAUGACAGUGCGGAGGGCAGCCAUACAUCAGGCCAGAGUAAUGGACGGGACCAGCAGGCCCUGGCCAAGGCGGUACAGAUCCACCAGGACACCCUGCGCACCAUGUACUUUGCCUGAGCACCAGCCAAAGCCGGCGGAUCAGCCAUGGCAACACUUAGGGCAGCAUCACACCUGGAAGGAAUGAAAUAUGGAUCUAGCAAAGGCCAGGUUUGCCUCUCCCCUGGCCACUCUGUGCUCUAUGGACUUCAUCAGAACAGGUUACACAGCGCCAGGUCUGAGAUCCCACAUGGAUAAACAAACAAAACAAAACUACUUUACCCUGUUGCGCUCCCAAAAGGCUACAACAUGUAUUCCAAAAUCCAAACAAAUUCAGCCACCCCCACCCCAUCCAAACAUCUAAUGGAUGUGAUGGAGGGCCAUGUAAAAAAGGGGUCAUCGCUAAAUUGUGUGUGUGUGUGUGUGUGUGUGUGUGUUUUCUUUUUAUAUAUAUAUAUGUUUAUUGUAAAUGUUUUAUAUUUGUACAUGUAGGGGCUAACUUGUUUACAUAGGAGAGCAAUCCUAUCCAGAAUCCCUUUUACACUGACUAUGGCGUUUAUUAUCUUGAGUGGACUGGGGUGGGGGGGUGGGUUUACAUUGACCUGAUUGUAACCGUUGGCGACUCAGUCCUAUGUGUGCAGUGCACUCACAGACCUAAGGGGCAUGAACUUGAAAGAGCAUGAAUUAUGUAGCUAUGCUGUUGGGAAGUCAGUUAAGUCCUCACUGCUUCCCAUGUAGAACAAGAUUUUAACCAGCAUUGUGCCCCUGAAAAGCGGCAUAUGGCGCAUGCCAUAAGUACUUAAUCAGCGUGUGUGUGUGUGUAACAGAACUUCAUCAGUUAGUGUCAUUUGACGGCCUGUUUAGACCUACUGUAUUCGCCCUUCAUGUAAGGUGACCAAAAACAGGCUUUUUGCCAGACUGAAUGCUACAAUUUCAUCUGAUGAAAUGGUGGACUGCUAAGCUAUGAAUUGAAAGGCAAAGAAAACUGUAACAUCGAAAAACAAGAUAUUGGCUCUUUACAGAGCUUGGGGAGGACGAAUCAGAAAUGAUGGUGGUUAAAUUAUGUACGAAAAGGAUCUGACCGCCAUUUGUUUUAUGCCCUCCCCACCCCACCCCCCCACCCACUUUGGAUUUGUUUGUACAAUCAGUAAGUGGUCCUCCCUUGUGGGAGGCUUCGAACUGCUUAUGUGGGACUGGAUCCCAGUUCUUAUACCAAUGGUGCUCUGAGCCAAGAUAAUCACAAAGAUGAUUAUGCCCUUUUAUUGAUGAAUUGUCACGUUUUUUCUUUUAUCAUAUAUUUUUUCCAAUAUACAUAUAUGAGCACAUUUGACCAAGAUUUUAUCUUUCAAUCCCGUAGUGCGGCAUUUAGAUAAGUUGGGUGUUUGACCUGUUGAGCUUGUGUUUUUGUUUUGUUGCAUUUAAAUUGUUUUAAAUACACCAAGUUCCUGCAGUAAGUUGGCCAGUGUUUUAGAAUAAUUUGUAUAUGGUGAGCAUGUAGUCCCAUUGGGAUGCUCUGCUGUUGGCAUAGAAUCUUAUGUAGUCCAGUCAGAUCAUGCUGGACUUGUCAGAGAGGAGUGCAUCUCCAGUUUCAUGACUGUCUCUUGUUAAGUUUCUGGUUGGGGUUGACUGGACAUGUAUGCCUUUAGCCCACUACAUCUGCAGGACAAUGGUGAUAACAGACACUGCAUGCCAGUUGACAAAACGGAAAACUGAAAUGGAAUCUAACAAAUAGAAGGUGCUUUAGGUACCACUUGCGUGUGUGUUUGCAAAGAAACUGUGCUUGGGUUUGAAUCCCAGUAAUACUAUUUAUGGUCUCACUGUGCUUAGAUUGGAUGCCAAGACCCUUAACAUAAUGCCACUUUCUCUGUUCCAGUGUUUUAGCAUCUCGCGUUAAGAAGGGGUAAAAAAAAGAUAUUUAUUCCCCCCCCCCCCCCCCCCAAUAAGAAAAGUGCCGUUCACGGCUAGGGUCUGAAAUUUUAGUCUUUUUAUAUUAUUAUUUUGUAGAGCAAAGUAAAAAGACUAGUCCGCAUUUUUAUUACAAGCUUUUAUUGAAAAGCAUUCAUUAAGGUCUAAAAACAUUGCAGAAAAGGCCCUGGUAACUGUGCUUGUAUUUACCCUCUUAAAAUUGAUUAUUUGCCUGGAAAGACUCAGUUUAGUUUAGGACAGAUUUUUAUAACUAUGCAUUCUUAAAGAGAUUUUAGCUGUGACAAGUUUGUCUGUAUACAUUUUAGAUCACUUUGCAUAGUAGAUGGGGAGAUAAGGGUGAGUUUUUCUUUUUUUUUUUUUGUAGUGGGCUUAGCACAAAAUCCCCUUAACCUCUUGUAGCAGUAUUUGCUUUUUAUGUCCAUUUCCAAAUAUAUAUUUAUAGAUGUAUAUUCUGAUGACCCAGACAAUUGGUUAUUAUUUGUACCGUAUCAAUACCCCCCCCCCCCCCCCCCACCAAACAACAUUUGCCAUUAUCAAUGUCCACAGUAUAUGAAGCACAAAUGGAUGUUGUAAUUGUAGGUGCUAGAGCCCCUCAGUAUACAGAGGGGAAAACUUGUACUUCAUCCCUCAAUGUAACGACACCUUAAACCUCAAAAUGGACAGGUCCAAGAGGUUCUUGAUUUAUUAACUAAGAUUAUAAUUAUUUUCAACCUGUGCUUUUCUAAUCAGUCACAUUGAUUUUUUUUUUGAUUUUUUGAUUUUUUUUUUUGUCCAUUUUCAUAACUGACUCAAAUACCAACUGACUAUGUAUAUGGGGCAUUUAUGUUAAUCAAGUACUUGAGAGCUGUUUUUUUUUUCCUCGUAAUUAUUUGGCGCUGGUAUCGCAACAUAUUCAUUUGGGUGCACUUCGUAAAACAAUGGACAGGGUGCAUGUUCCAUCCGUUUAACUGUUUGUGUCGCAGGUAGAACGUAGCCAAUGCUAACUGUGCUAUCCCUUGGGUGCAAUUGUGUUGAAGUGGCCUUGUGUUUACCUCUUGUUACCUGUUACUUAUAGGAUGGUAACAUUACAGCAGAGGCCAUUUCCUCACAAUUGCACGAGACAAACUGAACAAUUGUCACAACGUGGUAAUUCUCCGAAGUUCUUGUUUUAAAUUUUGUUUUUUUCUUGUCAUAUCCAAAGGUGGUGUCAUGCUCACUGAUCCUACAUCACUGCUUUACUUAUAUCAGGGCUGAGUAUUGUCAUUUGUAAAGGGCUGAUGUGGUGAUGUUUUCCAUCUAACCAAACACCAACUGGUCUAGUCUCUGCUGGUUUCCUUGCUUAGAUGAUGGAUUAGUGGCUUUGAUUGGAUUAAAAGGAAAACAUCACCCUACCUUAGUCCUUUGAGUGCAAGAUUACAACCCCCUGUUCUGUAUGGUCCAGAAACCCUCUUGUUGAUUGUAACUGAUGUCUGUUAUCAGCAGGCUUUAAAUGGCUGAGGUGACUGGAUUCCAUAGGUUUUUCCAUAAGAUUAAUUUCCCACUAUUACUAAUCAUGUCAUUAAGCUUACUGGUGCCAAAUUGACUGCUUUGGAUUUGCUAGGAGCUUGCCACAUUCUGCAGUCAAUGCAGAUUUAAGGUGAUUGAGACCCAUCUCUUGCUUAGAGGGCAUUGUAUUUUUUCAACCUAUCUUGGGGGAUUAUUAUAUAUAGAUAUAUUUUAAAUGUGCCGUGUACCAAAUCGUCUUUCAUGCUUUUCUUGCAAGUGCAUUGUUCAUGCAUCACACAUUCAUUUCUAUAAGCUCAUAUGCCAGCGACUUGAAUUGACUGCUCCAUAAUUCAGUAUUAAGUAAGUCAGAAAUGUUAGGACAACCAGCUUCACAUCCACUUGACCCUUUUUUUUGCUCUUUGUUCAAGUACACACAUUCUGUGUAGUUCAUUUUUCAGAUUUUCAUUUUGUUUCUGUACUAAGAUUUUUUAGUCAGUUAUAUUGCAACUUUUCUUGACUCUCAAACCCAUCUUGAAAAAGGAUUUCCAAUGAUUUUGUCUUUAAUGUUGCAAGUUCUACCUUCUGAUACCAGCACCUUAGAUUUCCAGUUGUUCUCAACAUAUGCAAUUCCUUAAAGUAUGAAAAGUAUAAAAAAAAAACAUUGUUUUGCACUAUAGAAGUUUGGAGUUGUCAGUGGUGUUUAGAAGUGUAUACCUCAGAAUUGGGGCGAACGUAAUGCGGGUAGCUGUGCCGUCAUCUUGGUGACUUUUCUUUAAAGGUCUUGGGGUUACAUUAGCCAGACACAGACAAACAUUGGUACAAGAGCGAACCAUGAACUACUUAUGCCAAGUUCUACAUUGUUACAGCCUAUGCAAAAAGUGUAUUGAUGGAGAUAGUCAAAAUGGAAUCAUGUAAGGUUCUUUUUCAUUUUUAAAUCAUUGCUUUUUGAUUUCAUUGGAUGACAUCCAAACCUUCCUCUAGUUUUUUGCCAUAUAAUCAAAAUAUUUAGGGCAACAUAUCUGUGUCAAAGAUAGUAUUGUGUUUUGAGUGCAAGCUGGAGGUCUCUUGUCAGAUUGAAUUUUGUGGUGCUUUACUAAAACAGAUUGGCACUGUGGAUAAAUUGUGCUGUGUUGGCAACAAAAAAUGUAGAUUGUUCAAUCGCAAUUCAAAUCUUAUUUUUGUAUACAUGUUAAGGCUCAAGCUAUUUCUCUUUGCUGUAGACUUUCUUUUGUUGGUUUCGUCAGAAUAAAUGAUGCAGCACUAUAUAGUUUUGCCCUGUAUUUAUGACUGAAGAUUUCAUGAUUACUUGUAAGCACAUACAGUGUUCUCAGGACUGUAUCAGAUUUUACACUGAAGGUUUUAACAACAUUACAUCAUAAAACUCUCCUACCUUAUUUUUGGCCAAAUAACUUACCUGCUUAAACACUACCAACAGGUUAUUUUCCAGAGCUGUGGCAUUUUACUCUGUAUUCUGCAAAUAAAGCUUACUUUUUGAUUUAGUUUAUACAUGUUCAGAGAGCAGGCAGAAAACUAUUAUUGAUUGCUCCAGUCAGAGGAUCUUGGCUUGUGUGAAUGCUUUUCCCUUUUGGUUUUAGACUGCAGGGUGUUGCAUGUGUUUCUAGUGAGGCUUGCACAUUCAGCUUUAUUUUAUUUUGUCUCAAGUUUGGCACCAAUAAUUUUACUAUUGCCUUUUUUAUCAGUGGCUGUAAUGAGUAAAAUAUACAAAAGAUCCCUCCCUUUAUAUUACUCUUAUUAAUGGAUCCUUCCAGAGGAUCUAUUCAGCAUAACAUGGUGAAUGUAUUUUAAAUGCCAGCAUUGUAAAACCAGUGUACUCUAGACCUAUGUUCUGUUCUGUCUAUCUUUACCUAGAUGUAAGCUCCAAUAGAAAGAAAAUGUUUAGAAAUUGCAUUGCAUUUAGUUCUUAAAUUCAGUCGGGCUCAUCAAACAAAUUUCAAGAACAUCCACAUUCAGACUUUUUUUUUUUUUUUUUUUUUUUUAAACCAUUUUUCUCCAAUGCUUCAGGCAGUUCUUCUGUAUAGAGAGAACAAUCAAGAUGUUUCCUCAAAAAUGGCAUGAGCAAAACCUUAAUUAUUUAUAUUAAUUGAUCGACUUUUUUUAUUUUGGUCUCAAUAAAUCCAUCACCAUUUUAAGGCAUGUAAGGGCCUUGGGCCUUGCGCCUCACUACAUGAUGGCACAUACCAUAUAGUUGAGUGACCCUAUUUUCUUUUGUUUAUCACCCACAUAGUUUUAUUUUAUUCCAUAUUAAGCUUUUCUAUUCUUAGACUGACAGGUCUUUAUUGAUAUACAGCACCUUUUUUCAUAGUUCAAAACAUGCUCUUUUUCCCUGACCGGUUCUUUGGUAAAACCAGCAUUACCUUUGGUGUGGAUACUGAGGAUACUAUUCCAGAUUCUGUUACUAGACAUUCAUAGUUAACAGAAAUGCCAUAUUAUUAAUGACGUUUAUUCAAUGGAUACACUUAGUGCUCCAAUCCUCAAAAUCAAUGCCAUAUUACUGUAAUUAGGAAGCAUGAGUGGGCACCUAAAUCUGAAAUGAAUCAAACUAUUUUUUUCUUGUCUUCAAGAACUCCGGAUUUAUCUGGCUUUUUAUACCAACUUGGAACACUACCUCAGAACAGUGUCAGGUGCUAGCAUGCACCCCUGAUUUGUAUAAUGACAAAGAACAGUAACAGUGACCAAACAACACAUGCCAAUACUGUUUGUAUAGAAAAUAUUAUUAUAAUUAUUGUUUUUUUUGGUUGAGGACUAAUUUGAGGGACUAUCACCCAAAAAGAAAUUCAGGGGACCAAAAAUGUUGUAUUUGGCAACAGCAUCGUUUCAUCCAUAUGUUCUCUCUUAUGAUAUAAAACUAUAUGUCAUUUCUAAAAACUGCCUGUGAACACCCUUAUUUAUUGCAGUGAGCCUCAACCAAGACUGGAUGACCUAUUUGCCAACUGUAUGAUGACCUGGUCUGCUAUGUCCUUUCAUGGGUCAGCAGCUGUUCUGAGGGUGUAGGAUGCUAGGAGUAUAGGUGCCAUUUGAUUGUGCUGAUCUACACACUAAGCAGUAGAGAGAAAGAACCUUAAGUUCUACCCUGCUAGGGUCUUUGGGAAAAACCCUCUUUUAACAUUUUUAGCAAUGAACAAUGUCAAUGUCAGCAGGGCUUCUAAACGAAACCUUCAGGUUUCAAAGAGUCCUGGAACUUUCAAAACUUUUUAAGCUUGACUUCAUGAGCAGGUUUUACCAAGACCUUUUAGCAAAGAAGACCUGAAGAACCUGAAAUGGUUCUAAGAACCUUUUUAAGCGUAUAGUGUGAUUAAGAUAAUAUGUAUGACUGAAGUCAAGUCAAGGAUUGGCUUAAAGUCUGUGGAGGUUUGCGGUCAUAGUUUUCAGAAUAAAAUGGUGUAUAUUUGAAAAGUUGUAUAUUUGUGCUAUUUGACAGGGAUGUGCCAUAUUGUGGAUUGUCUGCUAAUUGUGGAGGAAUGGUCAUGGAUGAAGUUGUAUUGGCUCUUAUCUCCAACUUUGGAUUUUGCUUUUGGGCAAGGCAACCUGGUAUCUGAAUAAUGUGCAGUAUCUGAUCAGCAAUACCAUUGUGGCAAGCUGAAAAUAGUGGCCGAAUAUAGCAAGGAUUUAGGUUGUUAUCCUCUACUUGACUUCAUUUUGUAACUGUAUGGCAAUAAAAUCAGUGAAGCUGUUGUCAAAAUCAAAUCUGCUGUUUUCUCCCAGAGUUAGAGAAAAUGCAGAACAUGCAUAAGCUAUGACAGUUCUCUGUUUCAAGAAACAUAUUGAUAGACUAAUUGCAUUUUAUAAAGGGAAUAAUUCUAAGUGACAAAUCUAAUAACAAAUAUAUUCUUUUUAACUAAUGCACGGGUUGGUUUUAGGCGUUUGAAAGAAUUGCUCAGCAGAAUGGUACAGAUAAGGGUGUGUAGAAUCUAUGUUAGGUGUGAGGUAGAAACAUCUGAUUUUUUUAUUUUUUUUUUCUCCCCUCAUUCCUAUGUGUGCCUUUUCGAUCACCCCCCUCUUCAACGUAAAAGAAUUUCUAUGUUACUCAUCAUGCAACCUUGUAAGAACAUGCUGCAUAGAAUGAUCAGUAUUUAUCUUUUGCACUUUCUAAGCAGUUUUUAAAAGAAAUCGCCCACAUCUGGUUGGGCAGAGUGAGAGAAAGAUGAAAAAUGAAAAGAACGAGGUAUUUUCUGCUACAAUAGGAACUUUAAGGAAUAAUAUGACUUGGAUAACUUUUCUAAAGAAAAAAAAAGUAUAUACACAUGAAGUACCUCAUAAGCCUGAUAUAUGCUGCAUUGACUUUGCAUUUUAGUUUAAUUUUGCAUACUGCAUUUUUUUUCCAAAAUCAAAGUAUCCCUUUAUCCUGGGAGGUUUGUUGAACACACAAGGUUGUGCAAAUGCCUGUUUUUGUCUUUCCUGGCACAGCGUCACCUCUUUAAUUAUUGUUUUUUGUAACCCUAAAUAGCAUGUGCAUUUGUACAUUAUAUAGUGCACAGUUGAUCAAAGCCUCUGACGUAACACACAAACUUAAUUUCAGUUUUCCCAAAAUGUUCCCAUCUGACAAAUUCAAUGUGAUUCUGUAUGAUGACCCAACUUGUUAAACUAAAUGGGCAUAGAGAAAUACAUCCCAGUGAGACAUGAUCACUAUUGGUGAAUGAUGAAAUGUGACUACAGACUCAGGUAUUGCCAGCUAAGGGCUAUAUCUGCUGCUGCUGUUACCUUUCAGUUCCCUCACCUUUGUCUUAAAUUAGCCAAUUGCAUGUGGUGUUGGAACAACAUUUCUGGACAUCUGGCCUUACUAAUGCACUAUGACCUGCAGCGUGUAGGCUAAAUGUUGCCCAUAGUUAUUCAAUGCCCUUCGUCUGUUUGCUUUUCAUCUACCUCCUCUGAAUGUAGGGAGUGUCCUGAACCCCCCCCCCGCCCCCCCAAAGACAAUCAUUUACAUUCUCCUGGCCCAACAGGAAUCAAAUGCAAGUAAAAAAAAACUAGUUUUGCAAUUCUGGGCAGCAUGAUUAAUCAUUUUUACAAGUUGUAAAUUAUUUCCAGGACACUCACUUUUUUUAUUAUUAAAAACAUUAUCUUGAAACAUGAGUCCAUAUCCACACACAAGCCAUGGAAUAGCAAAGUGACCAAAGGUUUUUAUUUUAUUGUGAUGGCAUCCCUGCACAGCCCACUGGCUACAAGCCUCCCAUUCAUGUCAUUGAUUUUGAAAAACUCUCUAAACGUCAUAGCUUUUCACCACAUGCCAAAUUUGAAUUUUCUGUCAUUCCUGUCUUGGUGGUCUUUUUUUCUUUUCAAAUUGAUGCAUUUGAAUACACUGCUAAGUUCCUUGAUGUUUUUGUUGUUUUUCUUCUUGAUGUUGUAACGUGUGAGCUUUCAAUUUGUAUUUUACUUUUUGUUAAUUAUUAUGAUUAACUCUGAAGAUAUGCUGUAAACCUUAUUAGGACAUAAUGUGAAUAUGUAUCACUUGUAGUUCACUCUCUGGCUUGACUGUAUAUUGCAUUAAUUAAUAAAAAAAAUAAAAUUAGAUUUUCUCU
Messenger RNA from Alosa sapidissima (American shad), 11621 nucleotides. RefSeq names its product argonaute RISC catalytic component 2 (gene ago2). The record is from RefSeq and is a predicted model, not a curated record. Bases 181 to 2775 code for a protein of 864 amino acids. Gene Ontology annotation, cellular component: RISC complex. The transcript has 20 exons. Gene Ontology annotation, molecular function: endoribonuclease activity, cleaving siRNA-paired mRNA; protein binding; RNA binding. NCBI's taxonomy places the organism in Eukaryota, Metazoa, Chordata, Actinopteri, Clupeiformes, Clupeidae. Gene Ontology annotation, biological process: regulatory ncRNA-mediated gene silencing; regulation of DNA-templated transcription.